GGGGCGGAUUCUUUUCGGCUGUGUACUUUCAAAUUUUAGUGCACUCGAGCCGGUUUCUGAAACUUACCUACCCCACCUUUAAAUGAUUCCAUUUGACAUAUUCUUACAGGUUUGUGCCUCGGCCACAGCUAUGAUUAGUUCUGAGUGGGGGGGUCAGGUCACAUUCAGCAGGGAGGAAAGAGCAGCUCAGGUGUCAAGGUGAGAUUUUGGCCACAGAUCAUAGUGUGAGCUGAGCACUGAAGAAAGGUGAACCCUCGUCAUCAUGAGACGAUAACAAUAGUUUCUGGAGCGGUAUCACACUGGCUCAAGCCUUCAGCUGUCACAGUGGGCAAGCUGCUGCACAAUAGAGCCUCAUGUAUGAAUCUGCAGGAGAAUAUGAUUUAUUUAUGUGAGGAACUGCAAUGCCUGCAAGUGUACUCUCCAACACGAGAUACAGAAAUAGUCUCAUUUUCACACUGACUUAAGUAAUGCCUCAUGUCGUGCGAACUCGCUCUUUUAAUUAAGAUUUAGACUGAAAUGUGAACCACAUGCUGGUUACUGACUGCAUCUUUCCCACAGACAUAUGACAUGAGUUAGGGUCUAUAAACAGCGCGUUGUGAAUGAGACAGUUAAUUUUCAGUUCUUCGUGAUGCUUUUGCACCUUCCUUUCGCACCUCGUGCCUGUGACUUCUUCCUCCACAACACAUUUACGCUCAUCACUACCUCACUCCUCAUUCCCUCCUUCUCUUCUCAUCUUUCUUUUUGCCCCCUGUCUAUAAUUGGAUUCUAUUUUCAGGCUGCUAUAAGUGUCUAUGUCUCUUGUGUUUGUGUCUCGCACCCCAUUUUUCUGUCUCUCCUCCAUCGUCACCCUCUGCUCUUAUCGGUCCCAUCGGUCCCUCCAUCAUUCUGUCGCUGUGUAAAAGCCACUCUUCUUAUGGUUUUCUCCAACAAACUGUUUUUCUUUUUGCAAAACCUUCCAUUACCCUUUUUAUCCUUUCAGUUGUGACGGUUAAGUAUGAUGGACACUAAAAGCCUAAAUGAUCUGAGGUGAAGUAAUGCAGAGCAGAAUAAACUGCAUCUAACUGAUGUGAGUGGCUCUCAUGACCUCAUUCUGGUAGUCUGGGUUACACAGCGAUGUGAGAGGAGGAUAUAUUUGGAAAUACAUAUAUCAAAGAUGAUACAUGAUACUGUAGAGCCAACAAAAUAGGAAUCAAGUUGGUGUAAGUGCACUGUGAUGACAUCCAAACAACAUGUAAGCAAUAACAUUUGUAAUAAAGGCAAUGAACCAGCAUUAAUAGAAGGGAGGAGUGGAAAAGGAGAGGCUGACAGAGGGAGGGAGUCGUACUGUAGGACUUGGUUGGCUGUUGAGAUGUCUCUAGAGAUGCAGCAUGUAUUCAAAAGACUUAGAGACAGGAAGAGAGGCUAUUAGAGAUGGAACAAGUCAAGUGACGAGUAGAGGACAUGGGGAUCGCUCAUCAGACCAAAACACCCUCGACGAGAAGGCUGGGAACCUGCAAACGCUCGACACACACAGCGCGACGCGGCCCUGUGCGGACGGUGCACAUCCGCCCACUCCCCACGCGAAACACACUCUCACGCAAACAGCACGCUCUGACACGCAGGACGCACACACACCUGACGCACAGGGCUCGCUCACACACUGCGCACUGCUGCCCGACUCGGGCCCAUGAGCAGCACUCGGCACACAGCGACCACUCGGGCUGCACCUUCUACUGCUAUUUCUGCUACUGCUGUUACUGCUGCUGCCUCACGGUGCUCUCUUUCUCUCUCCUCCUCCUCCUGUCUCCACCUCCCCAUGCUCCUCCCCCUUUGUCAUCCAACAUCACUCUUCCUGCUUCCUCCUCCCCCCCAACUUCCUGUUUUGAUGCACUUUCCUGUUUCUAUCCUGACGUCAACCUGACCUCUUCUCCCAUGUCUCCCUUCUGCCCUGUGCCACCAUGUCUCAUAUCUGAUGAUUCUCUCCCUCUCUUCUACGUCUCAUCCCCUGACCACCUCACCUCCUGUUGCCACGGCUCCUCUACUACAUCCUCUUCUUCCUCUUCCGUGCCCUCUGACUCCUCUCUCCCUCCUCAUCAUCCCAUCCUAUGCCGGCCGUGGCCUUCUUCACGCUCUCUUUCCUCCCUGCUCCUCUGCCCUCCCAGCUUUGGGGAUCCGGUCUUAUCGUACGCGUCCACUUUGGAGCACAUCCCCACCCGGCCCCGGACGCUGCUCCGCCAGCAGAGUCUCCAGCAGCCUCUCAUCCACCCGCCGGGCCCUCUCCUCGGCAACCCCCCCACAACAUCCCAGAGUUUGGGACAGUUACACACAGCACCUGGUCAGCCUGGGGGAGGCGGGGGUGCUGGGAGAGGAGAGGGAGGUGGUGAGGGUGGGGGUGCAGGUACAAGAGGCGGUCCCAGAGGUGCUCGGGGCAGCCCAUCAGGAGCGGGGGCCUCUCGCUGUAGGGGAGGUGGAGCAAGAGGGCGCUCACAAGCGAAUCCUGGCAGCUGGGAUUACACGAUGGACCAGAUGAAAAAUCGUGGCCUGGACGUCAAAUCUUUCCUUGAAGGGAAGCUGGUGGUCCUGGCUUUGGCCAUUGGUGUGGCCGAGCAAGAUGACUUUGCCAAUAUCCCUGACCUGCAGGAAACAGCGCAGGCACAACCACCAGCCAAUCAGGAGCCCCCUCCUGAGAAGAGGGGCAACAAGCCAGUUAACAGCCCCAAGGGCCGACCCCCCGACGGCCAGUCCGUGACUGACCUGGCCAACUCACUCACUGGAGACAUGGUGAUGCUGUCUCCAGGUUCAGAGGAUGAUGAUGGUGAAGGGCCCAUCAGUGAGAAGCUGGGCCGGAUCCAGUUCAGCAUAGGCUACAGUUUCCAAAACACGACCCUCACCGUCAAAGUUCUCCGGGGCCAGGAGCUCCCCGCAAAGGACUUCUCCGGCACCUCCGAUCCCUUCGUCAAAAUCUACCUGCUGCCCGACAAAAAGCACAAGCUGGAGACCAAGGUCAAAAGGAAGAACCUCAACCCGAACUGGAACGAAACCUUCUUGUUUGAGGGCUUCCCUUACGAGAAAGUGAGAGAGCGAAUUCUGUACCUCCAGGUGAUGGACCAUGACCGCUUCAGCAGGAAUGACCCCAUCGGAGAGGUGUCAAUCCCCCUCAACAAGGUGGAGCUGGGCCAGAUAAAGACCUUCUGGAAGGAGCUGAAGCCCUGCAGUGAUGGCAGCGGGAGACGGGGAGACCUGCUUUUGUCUCUCUGCUAUAAUCCCACUGCCAACACCAUCACUGUGAACAUCAUCAAAGCGCGCAAUCUCAAAGCCAUGGAUAUCGGGGGCACCUCAGAUCCAUACGUCAAGGUGUGGCUGAUGCACAAGGACAAGCGUGUAGAGAAGAAGAAGACGGUGACCAUGAAGCGCUGUCUGAACCCGAUCUUCAACGAGUCCUUCCCCUUUGAAGUGGCCGCCCACGUACUGAGGGAGACCACCAUCAUCAUCACCGUCAUGGACAAGGACAGACUCAGCCGCAACGACGUUAUCGGAAAGAUCUACCUAUCGUGGAAGAGUGGACCCGGGGAGGUGAAGCACUGGAAAGACAUGCUCGCUCGGCCGCGUACUAACGUCGCCCAGUGGCACGCUCUCAAGGCCUGAUCGCACCGCCCAGCUUCGUCCACGGCCCCUCUCCGUCUCCCACUCCCCCGACCCCCCCCCCCCCCCCUCCUCCCACCUGUCCUUAUGCACAAGACUGACUUGCUGCCAGGCUGCGAAACACGGGUACAAUUAGCCAUCUGCUCUCUUAAACCUUUAAACUCUUUUUCUUUCAAAAUCUCUAUUCCUCUCCCACUCUUCUAACUUCUUCUAUUCCCUCCUCUUCAUACAGCUGUGUCUUAGUUUCUGUGUCUCACGACUUUGCCAAUGGUCCCCCUGUUUCUGACUGUCUGUAUGUCUGUCUGUCCUUAUGCACUUUGCCUGUGGAGGUCCGAUAUGCAGUUUCUUUGUCGACCCCUUGGUUCUGAACUGCACUGCAAUCCUCGACCCAUUUAAGGUGCCAGUCCUGUGGGAUCACAGAAUCUUAAGUAACGAUCUAAUCUCAUAUAAUCCUAUUGUAUGACUAUUCCAGGUAAACAAUACUAUACAGUAUGUACAUUAUGUACAUGUACAUAUUAAUAUAUUAGGAAUAGAUUGGCAGAACUCCCCCUAUACCCAUGAUUAAUGUACCGUAUGCUAUCCAUAGCCUGUCUGUUGUUUCCCAUCCCUCUUUUCUCAUCAUUAGACGCCUUGUCAUCUGUCUCAAUUGUACUAUAUCCUGUCCAUUUCAGCCUUCCUCCUUUUACUCAAAAGUGGUUUUAAUGUUCAGCUGAAGUCGUGGAAAGCAAUCAAUACUCGGUUUGUGAUGAAACCUGCUAAACUCGAGAUGAAAUUGUUGAUACUGCUUUCUCUUCUCUCCCUCUUUUUCCCCUCUUUUUAUCCUUAUGGUUUCCUCUUUCUCUUCCUCUGGCACAAUAUUAGUGUAUCCAGCCUUUCUGGACCCCCACCCCUCCUUGUCGUCUGUGUGCUGUGGGUGCUGUGCUGUAGCUCCAACAAAAAUAGAGAUUAAAAAGAAAAAAAAAACUGGACUUUCCAAAACUGGGAAAGCAGGAACACAAUAAACGUGUGAAAUGGAUCGCUCCUGAUUUUUCCAGACAAAAAGCCCUGAGACGGAGAGAGAAAAAAGAAGAUGAAAAAGACCCAAACAAAAAGAAAUCCCACAUGAUACCAUGAUGUCAUUUUUCACAGCAAAGGAAACCAAUUUAAAAUCUUCUUCCAAUUUUAAGAUGAAAACAGAAGCAACAAGUUUGCGCUGUUUGUGCACAUGCAUUUGGUUUUGUGCACACUUCCGUCUGUUUAUUGAUGCUAUGACCUUUGUCCUGUUUUGUGGUCAUGUGCUGUUGGAGGUCUAUCUCCACGACUGAAGGUGUGCUGGGUUAAUGUGUGCCUCUUGCUAUGUGUAUGUGUGUGUUUGUUCACAGGAGCAACACGACUCAGACUUGGCAGAAAUCUUCUUCUCUUUUCUCUUUCUCAUCUUGCGCUCUUCUUGCUCUUCUUACUGCCAUUGUUUCCCCCAUCCUACUUUACUGCCCAGCCUUCAGAACGAGGGCACAGGGAAGUUCUAUCUGCACUUUUUGAAAAUGUUAUAACAAUAAUAAUGAUAAUGACAGUUUUGAUGAUGAUUACAGUUCUGGUGAAAAUUAAGGGAGGAGUAUCUGAAAGGGUGAGCAGCAGUUGGGGAGAGGAGACGUCUUCUGUGUAAUUUCAGGGUUUGGAGAUGAAGUGAAGGACACAGAGGAGUGAUGUAGGGCUCUCAUUCUCCUCUUUUUGUUCCCCGUUUUCCUCAGUACUCCUGAGUACAAAUAUAUGUGCAAGUUUGUGUACGUCAGCUGCCAGACUCCUGGUGUCGGGCCGCUAGUGUUUGAUUGUCAGGCGAGGAUAGAGAGGUCACGCUUGUCUGCUUGUCACGCGCAGGCUGGCCACCACAACAGUGCUAUUAGACAAAGUGUUGAUCACAGCGAGCGCUGACAGUCUUGAUGCUCCUAUGUGAGUCCAUGAUGCUGAACAACUAAUAAUAAUACAUUACAUUUAUAAAGCGCUUUUCCUGGUGCUCAAAGCGCUUACAAGCAAAUAAAACAAAAUAACAACAAAAGUAGAAAGUGCUAAGCUAGGAGGAAUAAGGGCAAGGGGUUAGUUGAUUAGGAGUUGAAGGCAAGAGUGAAAAGGUGAGUUUUGAGGGAUUGUUUGAAUGAUGUGAGAAUGUUGGCGGAUCUGACGUGGCUGGGGAGGGAGUUCCAGAGUGUGGGGGAGGCUGCUGCGAAGGCCCUGUCACCCCAACUGGUGCAUGUCUGGAAACAGCAAGGCAGAUGUGGAUUCAUGCUUUAUUGCGGAAAGAUAAAAAAGACGUCAUGCCUUUCUCUGAGUUUUUGUUGCCACUCACAGACACUGCGAAUGACCCAGACAGCUCGUGUGAUAUUAGAUGAUGGUCUGAUCUACCACCGCGAGAUACUGUGGAAGCAGAUUAGACAUUAUCUUUUCCCUGUGUGCUUGAAAGCACCACAGAGUGUACUGGUAGAUGCCCUGCUUGUCACGCACAUUCAGCUCAGCUCGAUAUUCCUGUAACGUAAAUAAAACAGUCACAGAGCAGCACCAUGAAUACUGUCAGCCAUUAAGAGCUGCUCACACAGAUGUCUACUCUUUCUUAGUGUACUCUCUCUAUUCUAACAGUGUGUGUUUUCACAUUCAAGACUUGUGAAGCAUAAUCCUGUCAGGAUUUGUGUUUUUCUGUAGCAGCCUGGUUUUUAUGUCUAAAUGAGCAUCCACCUUUCGAACAUCUGUCAUGUUUGACUGACUCACCGAGCAAAUAAAUCAGCUGUUUGUUUUUAGUUGAAGCAUCCCUGCUUCUGUUAAUGCAGCGUUUGAAGUUACUUUCAACUGGCCCCAUUAAAAUGAUACCUAUAUACUUUGGGCCCUGCAGUAUAUUUGAUUCCCUAUUUCAUGCAGUCCCUUGAUAGUAUCUAAUGCUUUUUUGCUUGUUUUGAUUUACGAUUAUGAGAACCUGAUCACCACCAGAGAGAUGUUAUUGUAGUCUUAUCUGCACCAGGCUAGUCCUCAUCCAGCGUCUCUAUAGGCCGGUGUUGGCAGCGCACUGUUUGCCACGAGUGUGUUCUGGGCAGUGUGUUUGGUGUGAGCCUCGGUGCUGCACUGAUCCAGUCCAGCACCCUUCAGAACAAUUGGCCAGCCCUGGAGCAGGGCCCACUGUUUUGACAGCCUCUGCCUGCAGUCUCACAGCACAUUACCUUCCUAUUUGUUAGUCAGAACGCAGUAAUAUCUGCUUUCUUGGACAUUAGGGACUCACUAUUUGCAGAGUUAAUACUCGCUAAGAAUAAAAACUAACUAUGAAGCAUUUCCAUUAGCAGGCAUGAAGAUGAUGGAUGGGGAUGAAGAUGUGUCACUCAAAAUGAAGAAAAUAAUCAGGAAGCAAUCGCUGUGUAAAGCUGUGAAAACUGAACGUGGUUUGAAUGUGCAGGUGAUGAGUCAACACAAUACCGCUGCCAUUUCCUUUCACUAUGAUUACAAGUAGCUCAAGGAGAGAUAAAUUGCUAUGCUACGAGGGUUUGCAACGCUUAGUCAUCAGUGACCCUGUAAACUGGGGGAUAUGGCUUUAUUUUUAGUAACAUGAGGCAUAGUGCGCUGUUACUGAUCCUCAAAGGUGCACUGGAGGCUGGAAGCUUUUAGAAAAGUACUGAGUGCUUUGCAUUACAGAGUUCUUAAAUGCAAAUUCAUUCCAUGGUCAUUUUUUAUUUUCAAAAGUUAAGUGGAAUGCCAUUAAGUAAUUACUGUAGCAGUGACAGUUUGGCAAAAACAAGAAGUUAUUGACCUUAAUCAUUUGUUGGGUUACCAAAGACCCCACUGCUAUAAGUAAAUGUGAAAAUAAUAUCAAUGGAAAGAUAUUUUGUAUCGCAAUAUAGUAAUUAUUAUUUACAUUUUACAGAUUUAUUCUGGCCUUAUUGAAACCCAAUAUUUAGAUGAGGAUUAAACCCCUCUCUUUUACAUUAACUGCAUAUUUGUUGAAGGUGGAAACAUACUAAAAUGUAAUUCACUUUUACUUAGCUGACCUUUAAAACAUGUCAUCAGUACAAAAUCAAGCUAACAAAUUGAUUAUCUUCAUAAAAUUAGGACAAGUCAGCAAGUAUUGGGCUGGUAAAACAGUGAAGUAUAUUUUUUGAACUGUUAAAGAAGAAAGUCGUAAACUCUACCUAUGGUAAUUCUAAUCCAUCGUGUAUUCUUAUUAAUUUAAAUAAAAGAUAUCAAGUGACAAUUCAUCCUCGUUGUCACAAAGUUAACUUUUUAAUCUGAAACUGACUGAAAAAACUCUCAAAUGUGUCUGUACAGUACUAUAGCCUCUACUUUCCUAAGAAGAGGAACACUGUGGCAUAUGAUUUAUCACAGGGUAUCCAGAAAGUUGCACUUUCCUUAAAAUAACCAGAAGUCUCAAACCUUUUAUUCUCUCAGCACCAGCAGUCAAAAAGCAACACCAUUAAAAUGGAUGGUAAGCUCAGAGCCGAACAGUACAGAGGAGAAAGUAAUUUCAAAAUCCCAGUUUUAUUAUACCGCCACCUGUCUCAACAACUCUUAAGGAGCUGUGUUUCUUUUGGCACCAGCACUGCCAGCAACGACCUUCAACAAUCUUGGGCUCAUGAAUACAGCAUGGCAGUGCUGCAUAUGUCUUUUCUCAGGCUAACUCCACUCUGUGUACCUGCUCUCCUUGUGUUCAGCCUCGCUUUUUUUUCAUCAGUGAUUCAUGCUCUGGCCGGUCAUUGGUCGGUGAAGGUGUGGAUAAUUACCGUUUGAUUGCUGAGGUUUCAUUCAAGAAGACUGACACUGUCCACAACUCUGCCACAGAAUUAAGGCUCAUUAAACUGAUACUUGAGUUCAAUUACAUUUUAACCAAGGUGCUUUGAUUUCUCUUUAUAAGGUGGUCAAUCUGAAGGUUGCUUUUACUUUAGGAAAAGUCAAUUUGUCACAGCCAUAGUAAACAUUAUACUGGUUAAUAUUAGCACGUUAGCAUUGCCAUUGUGCAGUAGUGGGAAGUAACACUUACUCAACACUGCGUACAGUUUUGAAGGACUUGUACUCUACUUCAUAUAUUUGAUAAUUAUAUUUUAAGUUAGCUACCUCGCAGAUUAAGAUAAUUAAUGCAAAGUAUGACUUAUACAUUAUGAUAUAUUAUUAUAGGUUAAGAUAACCAUCAGUGUAUAAAGUAGUUUGAAUUAGCUUAAUCUUCGCCAGCUGCAACAUUACAGUGAUAGAUGCAUUAAUAGUUAAAAUACAGUGAUAUCAAAUAUAUUUUUUUCUGAAAUCGGCCCUUCGGCAUAUUGACUACUUUACUAUGUGUACCUUAAAUAUAUUUUGAUGCUUUACUUAAAGUAUUUUUUUAUUUCUACUGACUAGCAUUUAGCUUAAAAUAUAAGAUCUUCUAAAUGAAGCGAGUGAUAUUGUUUGUCCUUGCCAUACUCCCCCCCUCGUGAUUCUGCGGCAUUACAUUUCCAUUGAUGGAUAUGGCUUUCAUAAGAUGAGUGUCAAUGACUCACUCUAUUGGAAAGGUGCCUGCAUGCUUUGCUGUGGUGUGUGCAAUAUGUAUUUAAAGGAAACUGUGCUUUAUGUCUUAGAGAACUUUGUGUGUGUCUGCAUUAGAAUCAGGCUGUACUUAUCUCAUACUGGAGGGACUGCAGCUGACGUUUUAUUCUGCUGAAUCAUAUGACCGCUGAGUCAGCCCUAAAGUCUUCUGGGUCACAUUUGUCAUUGUGCGGUCAUUCCGUGUUCGGCUCUCACCCUGCGCAGACAGACCUCACCUCCCCUAACUCACCCUUUCAAUUGUUUUAAGCAUCUGGUGAAAACCAAUGUGACUUCUCCCAAUCAGGGUUCAAGUAAGCAUUAUUUGAAUGGUAACAAAAUUAAUAUGAAAAACAAUAACGAGUAAUAAUAUAUUUUUCUUUCUGUUCACAUUUGACUGUCGGUCAGUGUGUAUGUAUGUAUGUGCUUGGUGUUCUUGUGUUGGGUUUAUUUCUUUAUAAAAAUGUGAUAAGAAAAUCCUUCUGUUUUGGAACCUUUAUGUAAAUAUCGUUGGUGAAAAUUAAUAUUUGUUGAAUUUUCUUUUGUCACUUAAAAUGAUGAAGAAAACAAUGAUGUUGAUGAAUAACAGUGAUGUUGAUGAUGCUGAAGCUGAUUAUACCUGCCCUUCUUGAAUAAGGGCUUUUGAUGUCCGCUGUAUUUUUGUUGGAGGUGUCGUGAGGUUGAGGCAAGAGAAACAAAGGGAAGGAGUGAUACCCAACACAUCCCGCUGUAGCAACACUGCCACAUACCUUUACCCCCCCGACACAUUAUCAGGAAGUGGACUGAGAGAUAUGUGGCGCAAAUUGUAGCCUGUCUUACUCACGGCGUGACACAUUGUUGUACUUCUACUAUAAAUUUGAAGCGGUCUUUGGCUGUGUAAGAAGACACCUCCCUGUGGAGACAGUCUGCCCGGUCGCUUGGCAUCACAUCUCACCCCGUCUGCUUAUAGGCUUGGGGAUUUACUGUAAUGCCAUUGUGUUAGACAGGAUUGGCCCUGCACUGACACUGAUGAUGCCUACCUCAUUGAAUUUGCAGUCAUUAUUGCUCUGCUGGAGGCCAUACAUGGGGAUGGGCAUGUAAGGAGGUGGGAGAUUUCCAAGUGGGAGGAUGUUUGUCAUACUCCGACCCUGGAAAGACAAUUUGCUUGUGAUUCAGCUUCCUAUUCUGGGGGGAAACUCAUGAUUAAGCACUGCCUUGAACUUGCCACAUUAUAUGCUCGUCUCCUCUUUUAUCAGAUAUUUGUAUGAACUUUCAAACUCCAGCAAGAAAAAUCCAGGACUAGUGCUAUGAACCCCAUAUAGCAGACGUAUUGAAAUGAGGGGUUUUGUGAGGUAGAGUAAGAUUGAUUUCUCCAAAAAUCUGCCCUCUGCCUUCUCAACAGACAUAUGUCCGGCCCUCUGCUGCAUCCAAAUAAGAAAAUGCACAGGGCUGUAGUCCAGUUAUUUUUAAUAACAGUCCCUGCAGGUGUCUGUACGCCUACUCCCCUAUUUUCCAUAUGCCACAGCCUUGUGUAUCUGGCUGGGUUUAUGUACAGUACAGGGACAGAGCUUAUCAGUUUGGUUACUUUUAGGACUGUCUCCGCCACAGACAUGAUAUGAUACAGCAGAUACUCCCAGCAGCUGUCUGCAGGAAGGACAUAGAAUACAGUCCUGCCUUCAUUUGUAAUACCAUCCUUUUGAGGGAGUCCCACGAGGAGUCAGAAAAUAAACACACACAUACACACACUAUCUGUCGCUUAUCGAUCCACUGCGAAUACAUUCAGAAUAUGAAUCCUUUAAUUCUUCUGAAGAUGUUUGUUUUUUCUUUCCUCGCUGGUUGUAAAUAUAAUUGUGAUUCCGUUGGAGCAUACUCUAACUCCUGCCAUAAUGUGGACAUUUUAAUCAGGUAGGUAAUAAGCAAUACACUUAUCGAGUCCUAAUGCCAUACACUGAAAUAUUACUUACCCAGUCUGAUGGUCACUCUUUUGAAUUUUGAGGGAUGUCGAGGGUAACACUCCUGUUUCUUCAACUCCUUUCUCCACUUGCCAUAGCCCACCUCUUCAACAAAGAGUGCUCUAACUUAAAACACACAAUUGUGAUGUGUACAAUCUGAUUUAAUGUAUUUAUUUAUGUAUUUUUGCCAACUUUGUAUAGUGUAUAAAUAUCUAUAAAUAUAUGAAAAAUGACAGUACUGUAUAGAUUUUAGCUGCCUGGUAAGGUUAAUAGUAUAUACUUGGUAGACUAAAAGAAAAAGCGUAGAGCUGUUCAAAAGCCAGUCAUUGAGAAAAUGCUUUCUGUAAAACCCGGUGCCACUGGCUCUUUUUAUAUCCUAGGUUUCGUUUCUGGUUUGUUUUUUUAUUAUUGCCGGUGGGAUCCAAAGUGUGUGUUGUUUCUUCUUUUCGUCCGUUUGUUUGUUAAUUAGUUUGUUUGUUGUUUUUUUCUUAACAAGACACAGCAAGGUUCUGGCAGCCAGGAGAGUGCAGUGGAACGCAGACUGGGACCCUGUGCAGUAGUGUGUGUAUGUGUGUGUGUGUGUGCGGGUGUGUGUGUUAGAUGUGUGUCCGUCCAUGGUAGUACUAGUGCUCUCUGUGCAGUGCCUCCCCACCCCUCUCUCUGAUGUAGUUGUGUAGUGUCAUGUGACGCAGUGUGUGUUAAGGUGCAGGAUGACUGUUGGCUGAAGCUGGCAGAAGCUCUCUUCUCUCCGUGUCACCUCGUUUCCACUCGUCUUCCUCGUUACGCUUCGUCCUACACGUAUAGAUUUCAUCUUCCUCUUCUCAAUUUCUCAUUUACUCUCCCAUUCAGCUUGUAAUGCAAACACCACCAGAGUCUAAUUUCCCAGUAAUCCAUGCUUCCUCAUCUAUUUGUGAUUCUUUGUGCAUUAGCAUCUCUCUUCCGUCACACUGCACAUUACCUAGUUUUUCCUACAGCACUCUGUGGACCAGAGAAUGAUUUAGCACAAAAAAGAGCAUCCUCAUCCCUGUUCAUGUUUCUGCUUCUCUUCACGGAGUUGUACUUUUAUCCACCUCUCUUCACAAUCCCCGAGGAGAAGGGCAGCUGCCAGCUCAGCACGCAGAAACACAAAUCAGCCAUAAUCAGAUGUCAAGCACAGCCCUGAUGCUCAAAUCUAUGUUGUGGUGGCUUCACUGCCGCCCCGUUUGUAGCAAGAGAAAGAGAAUAGACUUAAAGAUUGGAUCAACUACACACAAAAAAAAGUAGUGGGAUAUGUGCAUUCGUAGUGGAUUAUUAUUACCUUCCCUUUCCCUCACUAGAUUUAUUACUAAGUAUUCCGAUGUGUUGCUUGGUUGCUCUGUACAUAUCUGUGUAGUACUUCUGUUGAUGUCCCUGUGUUAGGAUAGUAAUGGGUUCUUACUGGGCGGCCUCCGCAGACGUCCUCUCCCUCCUACCUCGUCUCAUUUCCUCAAAAACUUCAAACAUUCCAUCUAAAUACCAAGUGAGCAACAUUUUAAAGACGAUUAGAUUACCACGUAAGCUGGGGGAGUAAAAACAGCAGAGGGACUGAGCUGCAGACAUUUCCGCUGGAGCCAUGAUAAUAACCAAGACGUCUUGUCUGUGUUCACGUCCCUCUGAGAGCUGAUGGCACGCUCAGCAUAAAGACCAGCACACUCGCCUCUCUGCUCCUCCGUUACCCUCCUUCACACCAACCUCAUGGGGGAAGAAAAGGGUGAGGUGGGUGAGGAGGUGGCAGAGCCCUGGGGGGCGGCAGAGAGGCGCGUCCCAUGGUCACAUCCUGGGUCAGGAGGGAAGGGAGCAAGGGCGUCUCGAGGUCAAACCCAGUAGCACUUUGGUUUUGCGUUCCAUGUUUUUUUAGCCUCUCCUGUUUUUUGGCCGAGCGGACUGUGAUCUUACUGGUUGAUUUUCUCGUUCUCCUCCACCCAUCAGUGUUACAGAGUGUGUUGGGUGGACGGAGCCAUGGAGCUGAGCUCUGAUUUUGUUCCAUAUUAAAGAAUCAUUUUUACAAAAGAACUA
Messenger RNA from Gymnodraco acuticeps, 13082 nucleotides. It is a transcript of the gene syt7a, whose product is annotated as synaptotagmin VIIa. NCBI's taxonomy places the organism in Eukaryota, Metazoa, Chordata, Actinopteri, Perciformes, Bathydraconidae. The coding region runs from base 1441 to 3624 and encodes 727 amino acids. The transcript is spliced from 8 exons. The record is from RefSeq and is a predicted model, not a curated record. Gene Ontology annotation, molecular function: SNARE binding; clathrin binding; phosphatidylserine binding. Gene Ontology annotation, biological process: regulation of dopamine secretion; calcium-ion regulated exocytosis; cellular response to calcium ion. Gene Ontology annotation, cellular component: membrane; axon; synaptic vesicle.